CGUACGGAUGUGUCGCCACAACUAGAAAUGGAAUAUCACGCCCGAAGUCCAGGUCUAUCUUCAGACGAUGAAGUAUCGAGAGAACAGAAUUAUGCCAUGUCUACAGCAUCAGAGGAGGAGUACUUUAGAGAUCUUAACAACAAACGAAAACUUCUACAGGCAAAAUGUAUGAACGAAACUGAAUUGCAGGAAUUAAGACUAAAGAUCAACUCUCGAGAAAGACGCCGUAUGCAUGAUCUCAAUUCUGCAUUAGAUGGACUUCGAGAGGUGAUGCCAUAUGCAAAUGGUCCAUCAGUACGGAAGCUUUCGAAAAUCGCAACUUUGUUAUUGGCCAAAAAUUACAUUUUAAUGUUGAACAGCUCUUUGGACGAGAUGAAAAAGUUAGUCAGCGACAUCUACCAAGUUCAUCCUGGAAGUCAGCGAGCUCGAGCACCACCAGCUCACGUGCAUUCUUCCCACGCGCCACACCCCUCGAGCGUGCCAUCCCUGCACGCUCUGCCGUCGUUGUCUCCGCCUGGCAUGUCGUCCGUUCAUCCGCACGACAUUGAACCGACAACAUCCAAGGAGGCUGCCGUAUCUAUGCCAUCCGUCCUACCUCACGACAGGCAUAUGUUUUCCAAUCGUUGGCCCGUGCCGUGCGCGUGCAGCCAUUGUAUGAUAGACUCGAUGCGAGUGUCUUACUCGACUUUAGCAGCUAAAUACCCCAGUUCUAUGGCUAAUUCAACGAUGUAUAGGAAAUGAUACAACAGUGUAACACGGAAAGACCGGAAACAUCAGUGACACUUGUAUGACAACAAAAGACUAUAUCUUCCAGUGAUAAAACGAUAUUGAUGGCUAUUGAACUGCAGCAAUGGAUAAAGGACGGAUACUUGUAAUCUGUGUCUCAAGGACAGUUAUAGGAAUGGGUGCCUACUACUUCGUAACAGACAAGUGCCUUGCGUGAUACAGAGGUCCUACAUCAGGCCCCUUAGUGACCAUUCCUAUUAGUGUAUAUGUCGCAGUUAGACGUGUGUACGACGACCGGCUUGAUACCUUUGUGGUUUAGACAACACGCCCAUUCCAUUGACACAGGUGUAUGACUAACUUUUAAAAAGUUACAAGAACGAGACACCUCGAACAAACAAUUCCUCAGUUUCCAUUCAAUUUAAAUACCGUAUCCGAAUCAAGUGGAGAUUUGUGUUCAUAACCAAAGAAUGUGUUAAAUAUCAAACGUGUAUUAUCUUUUUCAGUAUAUUUUUUAUGAAUGAACUAUUUGACGUGAACGUUUCAACCUUGUAUAUAUUUGUCUACUGUUAUAAAAUUAUUUUUGUGAAACCUUAUGAUCACGUACGCAAUAAUCUAUUGGUGAAGUGAUAUAUGUUAAAUAAACUUCAUGA
This is a messenger RNA of Mizuhopecten yessoensis (Yesso scallop), 1376 nucleotides long. Its product is annotated as oligodendrocyte transcription factor 2-like. The coding region runs from base 28 to 741 and encodes 237 amino acids. The record is from RefSeq and is a predicted model, not a curated record. Gene Ontology annotation, molecular function: protein dimerization activity. The transcript has a single exon. Lineage: Eukaryota; Metazoa; Mollusca; Bivalvia; Pectinida; Pectinidae.